GAAGCAUAUAAGGCAUUCUCUGCUUCAUGUAACUUCAGAUCAGUCGACUUUGCUCCCAGGACUAAGGCAACUUUCAUUCUAAAAGAAAAUGCUCUUUAAUUUGCGGAACCUGCUCAAUGCUGCAACUUUAAGAAAGAGCAGCAAGCAACUGGUGCAACAUUUUCGGUCUGGGCAACCAACUCAAACUAAUGUUAAUCUGAAAGGUCGUGACCUCCUAACUCUGCAAAGUUACACAGCAGAAGAAAUAAAGUAUUUGCUAUGGACGGCAUCAGAUUUGAAACAAAGAAUAAAGGACAAGGGAGAGUAUUUGCCUUUGUUGCAAGGAAAAUCUUUAGCCAUGAUUUUUGAGAAAAGAAGUACCCGAACAAGAUUAUCCACAGAAACAGGGUUUGCUCUCCUUGGGGGACAUCCUUGUUUCCUUACAACCCAGGACAUACAUUUGGGUAUUAACGAGAGUCUCACAGAUACAGCACGGGUGCUGUCUAGCAUGACAAAUGCAGUCUUGGCCAGAGUUUAUAAACAAUCUGAUCUGGACCUGUUGGCGAAAGAAGCCUCAAUCCCAAUAGUCAAUGGAUUGUCGGAUUCAUACCAUCCUAUCCAGAUUUUAGCUGAUUACCUUACACUCCAGGAACACUAUGGCUAUCUGAAGGGGCUCACAAUAAGCUGGAUUGGUGAUGGAAACAAUGUCCUGAAUUCCAUCCUGAUGAGUGCUGCUAAAUUUGGGAUGCAUCUGCGUGUUGCUACUCCAAAGGGCUUUGAACCGGACCCCAACGUCGUUAAAGUAGCUGAAGAGUACUCCAAAGAGUAUAGCACCAAAUUGUUUUUCACGACUGAUCCCUUGGAAGCUGCAAGUGGAGCCAAUGUCCUAGUUACGGACACAUGGAUAAGCAUGGGACAAGAAGAGGAGAAGGCAAAGCGAUUGAAGGCUUUCCAAGGUUACCAGAUCACAAUGCAGACUGGAAAACAUGCGGCCUCUGACUGGACCUUUUUACACUGUUUACCAAGAAAGCCAGAAGAAGUUAAUGAUGAAGUAUUUUAUUCUCCACGAUCACUGGCUUUCCAGGAGGCUGAAAACAGAAAAUGGACAAUUAUGGCUGUCAUGGUUUCCCUGCUGACAGAUUACUCACCACAGCUGCAAAAACCUACAUUUUGAUGCUUGGGUUCCUGCCAAGAGAAAAUAUUCCUCACCAGCAGAAUAUUCUGGUCUACAAAUAUAUAGCUGUCUUUCAUAUAGGAUCAAAGCAAUGAAUGAUUCCUUAAUAAAACUGCAUAGGUUGGCUCCACUGAACUGUAUAAUAUUGCUUUGCGCUCAUGAAACCCUUGGAGACGAUGUGAAUUAAAC
This is a messenger RNA of Terrapene triunguis (Three-toed box turtle), 1342 nucleotides long. RefSeq names its product ornithine carbamoyltransferase, mitochondrial. Lineage: Eukaryota; Metazoa; Chordata; Testudines; Emydidae. Gene Ontology annotation, cellular component: mitochondrion. The transcript has 10 exons. The record is from RefSeq and is a predicted model, not a curated record. Gene Ontology annotation, biological process: L-citrulline biosynthetic process. Gene Ontology annotation, molecular function: amino acid binding; ornithine carbamoyltransferase activity. The coding region runs from base 89 to 1153 and encodes 354 amino acids.